AUGGCGCCUAAUCUCAACAACUGCAGAGUGCUCAAAGAAGAGCCGCUCGCUUCUUCUGAUGCCAAAUGGACCGCUUUGAGAAAANNAUCACAUAUAACAAUGCGGAAAACGCCACCAAGAUCUGGGNAAUCAGCCGUAAGACCGACUCGACCAUCCAAUAGUUCGAUAGAUGCAGUGGGCAUCGUCGCCAUCCUGGAGAAGCCCAAUGGACCAGAGUUGCUUCUGCAAAAGCAAUAUCGUCCGCCUAUCGACAAGGUUUGUAUAGAAGUUCCCGCUGGCUUGGUAGACGAAGGCGAAGAUGCAGAAACUUGUGCACUUAGAGAGCUCAAAGAAGAAACUGGCUAUGUGGGAGAAGUGAUCAAAGGCACUUUGGGAGUGACACCGGUGAUGUUCAAUGACCCGGGGUUCUGUAAUACGAAUCUGAAUAUGGUCCACGUACGUCUAGAUAUGUCGAACCCCGACAAUCAAAACCCACGACCAGAACUCGAAGAGAAUGAGUUUAUCGAAUGUUUCUCGAUUCCGUUGAAAAUACUCUACGAGGAAUGCAGGAGGUUCGAGACAGAAGGAUAUGCUAUAGAUGCCAGGGUGCUCACACUGGCCGAGGGCAUUGAAGUAGCUCGACAAUUCAAGAUCGUCUAG
This is a messenger RNA of Aureobasidium musti, 639 nucleotides long. NCBI's taxonomy places the organism in Eukaryota, Fungi, Ascomycota, Dothideomycetes, Dothideales, Saccotheciaceae. The record is from the annotation of a GenBank genome assembly.